Messenger RNA from Chaetomium fimeti, 925 nucleotides. RefSeq names its product retrieval of early ER protein Rer1. Gene Ontology annotation, cellular component: Golgi membrane. NCBI's taxonomy places the organism in Eukaryota, Fungi, Ascomycota, Sordariomycetes, Sordariales, Chaetomiaceae. Bases 198 to 770 code for a protein of 190 amino acids. Gene Ontology annotation, biological process: protein retention in ER lumen; retrograde vesicle-mediated transport, Golgi to endoplasmic reticulum. The record is from RefSeq and is a predicted model, not a curated record. The transcript has 4 exons.
GGAGCGUGGCUUAUCCAACAGACGCUACGCUGUCAAUCGUGUAUCAAAGGGACGCGCAACAGGGAACUUUCCGCUUUCAAUUUCCAGCCUCGUUUUCUUCGCUUCUUCAACCAGCGCUCGACAGUAGUACGGUUAUACGAUCGGAACCUUACGGAUUACUUGGACGAUUAUAUUUCGGCGCCCACAGUUCCUUCACGAUGGAUGUCCCAGACGAGCCGCAGACGCCUUUCAGCACCGUCACUGCGCAGACUAACAAGCUGCAGAGGCAAUACCAAGCACUUCUCGACCAGUCUACCCCCUUCGUCCUCUACCGUUGGAUCGGCACCGGUGUCGCCCUUUUCCUCUUCUUCCUGCGCGUGUUCUUUGCGCAAGGCUGGUACAUCGUCGCAUAUGCGCUCGGCAUCUACCUCCUGAACCUCUUCCUCGCUUUCCUCCAGCCCAAGUUCGACCCGUCCAACGAUGCGCUCGACAACGAUAUGGAAGAUGGGGCUAUCGGCUCGCUUCCGACCAAGCAGGACGAGGAGUUCCGUCCCUUUAUCCGCCGCCUGCCCGAGUUCAAGUUCUGGCACUCGGCCACCCGCGCCGUCGCCAUUUCCUUCAUGUGCAGCUGGUUCGAGGUCUUCAACGUGCCCGUCUUCUGGCCCGUCCUGGUCAUGUACUGGUUCAUGCUGUUCAUCCUGACUAUGAGGAAGCAAAUUCAGCACAUGAUCAAGUAUCGCUACGUGCCCUUCACCAUCGGCAAGGCGCGCUACACUAAGAACAGCGCCUAAGACUUCUUUUCAACAGCCAGAGAGACGGACACACCCCGUCAAUUCGGCGUUAUUUCGGGAGACUGGACGCAUGGGACCGGCUUUUGGCGAUAGAAUGGCGGGUAUCUUUACACAGUUCUCAAUGUAUUAUGACGCAUGCUCGGAGCUCACGACGG